This is a messenger RNA of Chlamydomonas reinhardtii, 1309 nucleotides long. RefSeq lists its product as uncharacterized. The transcript is spliced from 4 exons. The record is from RefSeq and is a predicted model, not a curated record. Lineage: Eukaryota; Viridiplantae; Chlorophyta; Chlorophyceae; Chlamydomonadales; Chlamydomonadaceae. Bases 125 to 517 code for a protein of 130 amino acids.
UCGUCACUUUAUUCUGUUACAAAAUUAGCGAGCGCUAUUAUAGAUAGGGUAGCCUGCGGGGCGUUUCUGGACCGUGUUGCCACGCCCAUCGUGUACCCUUUCGAUUUUGCGCUGCUAAGCCACAAUGGCGUACAUUCUUGAUUUCCUCUCGUACAUGUGGGAGAAGAACAAUGACGACUCUGCUUCCUACAAGGAGUGGCAGGACUUCCUUGAUGUCGCCGAGAAGGACCGCCGGCGCGAUCGCAUCAUCGCGUGGCGCGAGCGGACCAUGUAUGACGAUUACGCUGCAAACGCGGAGGAGCCCAUCAUUUACAAGCGCACAGCCGGGUUCGUGUGGCGCGAGGUGGACCCCACCGGCCAGGCCAAGAACCGCAACCACACGUACAUGUACAACCUGAAGACGUUUGGGCACCGCAGCUACACCCGGCGCGACCCCUCGGAGCUCCAGGCGGCGGCCACCUCUGUUGAGGCGCGCGUCAAGUCCGGCGAGCUGGGCGGGCUGUCGCCACUGGCGUAAAUGCACGGGAGCUGGCGCAAACCACCGGAGCUGGCGUCAACGCACCGGAGCUUAUGCCUUGCGCAUUUGAGUUGGAGCUUGCGUUUUGCGCUCUUGCAUGGAGAGAAGGGAAGUGCUGAGCGGUAGAAGCAGCUGUGGCCGUUAACGGCAGGAAGGAGGCGGUCGGCAGGCCCGGAGCAGCUGCGGUAUGCUGGCAAGCUGGCAAGGCUGUAGCAAAACUCAGGGCUUCAGGUGCUGGCGACAGUGCGGGCGCCAUGCUGCUGUGUAGCCGACCAGCGCAUCGCCAGCAGCGGCAGCAGCAGCGGAUGGAGCGGAUGGAGCGGCUCCUGGAGAGGCCGCUGUGUUGGGUUUGAGCAUGGUGGAGGCUAGAAACUGGGCGCAGAUCAUAUGCCCGACUGUUCGGGCUUCAAGCACCCCUAGCCAAAAGCAUGCUGCCUUAUGGUCAUGGAGUAGCUAGGCGCGGUGACGAGGCGAUAGGCGCGGGCUGGAGGCGCCUUGGCUUAUUUCGAAUGACUAGGUCAGAAAGACUAGAUACUGACACAAAGGCACGAAUUGAUGCGUCUUGUGGGGUGGUGAGGGCUUAGUUAGAUUGGCCACUGAUGGCAUUGGAAAGGACAACGCUUGCCUGUGUGCCAUGACGCAAUUAGAACAUGUGUGUUAUCCAAUAGCUAGGAACGUUUGAGUCACACGGUGCUUGACUGGUGUGCGUAUGUGCACUCCAUCAUUGUUAGAGAGGUUAUCGCACCCUCGCCUGUGGGGUCAGUGGUGCACGCUGUGGCGGUCACCACGCCC